This is a messenger RNA of Amoebophrya sp. A120, 1577 nucleotides long. Lineage: Eukaryota; Dinophyceae; Syndiniales; Amoebophryaceae. The record is from the annotation of a GenBank genome assembly.
UCUUCGCUUUUUGGGCGCCCCCCGUGGCACCCGGAUCGGCCCCAUAGCAUCGGGGCUGGCUUUCGGAAAGGAAUUUUGGAAAUGUGCCAAAAUUUGCGACGUUCCCCAAGUGGCCGCCAUACCGUGCGGCAUAACGUUACUCACGGUGGUAUGGCGAGCCCAUAAAAAGCAAAGCCGCGGCCAAGGCUAUGGUCGGCAAAAAAACGCCCACGACCUCACUACCCCCGCCCCGGCGGCUAUAUUUGGUAUGACAAAAAUGAGUCGCAGCCGCGGCGCAGUUACGUACUGGGUGGAACAUAUGGAGGAGGGAGCAGAGAUAUCCGAUUGGGUGGCGCUCGAGUAUGCCCACAUGCGUCUAUGUGUUGGUGGAGACCGGUUGGUGAUCAGUCAGUUCCCGGAGGAAACGAGUGUAGUUCACAGUCCUGAACGAACAGACGCAUCUUCCACUCGGGUUCCCGAGUGCGCGGAGCACGAGGCCCUAAAGGCUUUUCUAGCACCGGAACAACAACCCCCGGCUCCAGCAACCGAUGAGAUCAUCAUUACAAGCGGCUCCAGCAGCUCGAGUUUGGCGUUUGAUGCCCCACCGGCGACGUCAGCACGACCCUCACUGCACCUCGCGACGUCGCUGCCCGUCUUGCUGCAAACGAGUCGGGAGUGUUUCACCGGAAAAAGGAUAUGCCUCCUGGACAUGAAAGCGGACCAGCCCCUGCGCCCCGACGACGCGUUUGAUUUCGUGGUUGCGGGGGGCAUUUUGGGGAACAUCCUGCCGGCAGGCGAAGGAUCAGCCGACGACGGCGACGCGACGAGAGGGAGUGGUGUUCCGGUGGACACGAGUUCUACUUCGCUGGGCGUGGCCACGGGGUACUAUCCGUACACCUCAGACGAUCGCACCGCCGAGAUCCGGGCGAAACUGCCUCCCUGGGUGGAGCGCCGUCACCUGGGUUCGUGGCAGAUGACGACGGACACCGCGCUGCUGGUGUCAAAGCUGGUUCUGGAGGAACGCCUGAGCCUGGAGGAGAUCCCAUUCCUCGACGGUCCAGAGAUUCCGCUUGACGAAGCCGGGCCGGAGAAAGAGUAUUCCCUUGCAUCGAGGUCGUGGAACUGCGAGGUCGUUGCACCGGGGGCGCAGGACGAGCUAGAAGGGAGACCAAGUACUUCGUAUUAUUUCGACCAAGUCCUCAUGCCGGGCGUGCUGGACGCGAUACGUGUGCUACAGGAGAAGAAAAGCGGUAGACGAGUAGACCCGAAAAACCGGGCACAAGGACACGAAGAUCAACCAGACCGCAUACCAGGAACUCCGAGCACCGUGUGCGGCGAAGUAGUAGAAAUGGAAGGCUUUCGUUAUGUGGCGCGAACAGCGGGGGAAAAGCAAUGCCAGAGGAAACUGGUUCCCAUUGUUCCGCCGGGCAUGAGAGAAUACUGGCAAUCUAGUUGCGACGACGACAUUUUCUAAACGUGAUUUGUCCUUCGAUUUGUAGACUUCAGCUGCUUAUUGAUUCAGACACGCACUUUUACACAAGUAAGCGAUAAAAAAAUGGUCAGGAUAAACACAGCGUCAUGUUGGCCCUCGUCAUCUG